AAUAACGCCACAUCGGAAAUAUAAGGGGAAAAGGAGAAGGAGGCAGAGUAGGGGGCUUCACCUUUGGAGUCUACAUAUGUCGCUUUUCUGCAAUAAUUCUGUUUUACAAUACUCUCUCAACUUUUCCGUCCUCGUCACAUCACCAUGGGGUUCAAAUCUCGUUUCGGCACCCAUGAUGCUAAUGUAGCUAUGGGGUUCCUGCGCGACAGCCACAGAAAUCAUACCACCGCCUUCUUGUCGGAGCUCGCAGGGACCUUUCUCUUCCUCUUUUUCUCUUUUGCCAUUGCCCAGGUGGCGCAUACCCCACCACCUUCUGAUGCGGACUCACCACCAAACCUCUUGGUCAUUUUCUUCAUUGCGCUUGGGUUCGGCUGUUCUGUGGCCGUGAACGUGUGGCUGUUCUACAGAGUCAGUGGUGGCAUGUUCAAUCCAGCGGUCACUUUGACACUUUGGCUCAUUCGCGCCGUGCCUACUUCACGCUGCGUGGUGGUCUUUCCGGCUCAAAUUAUCGGCGGCAUUGCUGCAGCUGGUGCUGUGUCUGCGACGUUGCCCGGGCCGAUGGCGGUGAACGUGAGGCUGGGAGGAGACACGACCGUUGCUCGAGGGUUGUUUAUCGAGAUGUUUGCAACGACUCAACUCAACUUUGCCGUCAUUAUGCUAGCCGCGGUCAAACACAAGGCAACUUACCUCGCACCCAUCGGCAUCGGCAUAGCUCUCUUCAUCGGCCAUCUCUUCAGUGAGUGCCAUCUGAUGCUCCGAUAAGUGAGCAAAUGACCCCCAGUGCCGCUAAUUUCGCCUAGGCAUUUACUACACCGGUGCAGGCAUCAACCCUGCUCGAGCAUUCGGCCCAGACGUUAUCACCCAUAGCUUUCCGGGCUACCACUGGAUCUACUGGGUUGGUCCGUUCCUUGGCUCCUUACUCUCGGCAGUUUUCUUUUUCCUUCUCGAAGUUCUCAACUGGAAAACGGCCAACCCUGGCCAAGACUACGACGACUUGGAGACUCAGGCCAUCACCCCGUCCAAAACGACCUCCCGGCCCAACGUGGCGCUGACUGAGCUGUAGGGUGCUCAGAGACUGUUGGCUCUCAUGCGGACGCAGCCAAUGAUAUGUUCGGGCGGUGUGCUGAAGGAUGAAACUGAGUUCAAAAAGUGCCAUAGUGACACAUAUACCCGGGGAGAGGCGGAUAGAUUACGUUCGGCAAGAAAAGGAAAGACAAAAGUACUCAAUAUUUUAGUGAACACCACAACGAUAAGGCUCGAAAUGAGGGAUGGGAAGCACCUACUACUGGAGGUGGCAUCUGUAACACUCACUGAUAUAUGGCUUAAAUGGUUAGACAAAUAUUUUGGAUCUUCUUCUGCCACCUCGAUUCUUAGCAGGCUUUAUAUUUUGAGCCGAGCAUUUCUUGAUUCACGUCAAGAGCUGGAUUGGAACAGAGUAAGG
Molecule: messenger RNA, 1441 nt
Organism: Cladophialophora immunda
Lineage: Eukaryota; Fungi; Ascomycota; Eurotiomycetes; Chaetothyriales; Herpotrichiellaceae
Exons: 2
Coding region: 145-762 (205 amino acids)
Biological process (GO): transmembrane transport
Cellular component (GO): plasma membrane
Molecular function (GO): water channel activity
Source: RefSeq, a predicted model, not a curated record